Molecule: messenger RNA, 1230 nt
Organism: Penicillium egyptiacum
Lineage: Eukaryota; Fungi; Ascomycota; Eurotiomycetes; Eurotiales; Aspergillaceae
Source: the annotation of a GenBank genome assembly
AUGGAUGGCAAGGUUAUCCAGGCCGGAAAGUUCGAUAACAAGUCCACUAAUGAGGAGCGAGAUGCACUUCUUCGAACUCUCCUGGACACGGCAGAGGCUGCGGAACAGAUCGGUGAUCACGACGAAAUGGAUGAUGACGAACUCAAUGAAAUCAUGGCACGAUCCGAAGAAGAAAUCCCCGUUUUCCAGGAGAUCGACAGGCAGCGAAUUGCCAACGACCAAUAUGGUCCUGGCCACCGCUACCCUCGACUGAUGUCCGAACAAGAAUUGCCCGAAAUUUAUAUGCAGGAGGAUAACCCUGUCACCGAAGAAGUCGAGAUUGAGGUCACUGGCCGCGGUGCUCGUGAACGCAAGGUGACCAAGUACGAUGAUGGUCUCACCGAAGAGCAGUGGUUGAUGGCAGUUGACGCCGAUGACGAUACUAUUGAAGCAGCGAUCGCGCGCAAGGAAGCUCGUGUUGAGCGUCGCAAGUCCAAGAAGGCUGGGGGUGAUGAAGAUGAAUCUUCACCUGAGCCAUCGAUCAUUGAUGAUGACGAGACUCCUCAAAAGCAGAAGCGCCGUCGUGGUCCUCCUCCCAAGCGCAAGGCCGAGGAAGUUGCUGAAGAAACCCCACAACCUAAGCGCAAGAGAGGCCGCCAGCCUAAGGUUCCGGAUACUCUCAACCCGACUGACCGUGCCAACUUGACUCGCAUUCUCGAUACUGUGGUCCAGUCGUUGAUGGACAUGGAGGCUGAGGUGCCACCGGAAGGCUCUGAUAGUGAAGAGGGCCCCAUGGUUCGUUCGAUCAUCGAGCCAUUCAUGAAGCCCCCGCCGCGUUCUUAUUAUCCGGACUACUACAUGAUCAUUCAAAAUCCCAUUGCUAUGGAAGCGAUUCAGAAGAAGAUCAAGCGGGCCGAUUACCAGAGCUUGAGGGAAUUCCGCAACGACAUCCACUUGCUCUGCCAGAAUGCCCGCACUUACAACGAGGAUGGCAGUGUGCUAUUCCAGGAUGCCAAUGAUAUUGAGACCAAGUGCUUGGUGGAAUUGCGACGACUGACCGAGGACCAUCCUGAGCUCGCCAACUUUGAAGAUCGGUUCGCCGGUGAUGGCUCGACCGAGUUUGCCUCGGGCGCUGACACUCCGCUUACUGCUGGCACCCCGGGCCAGCCGAAGCUGAAGCUCACCUUCAACAAUCCCAACCGGGAUAGCCCCAGCACUUCAAUGGGUGCUGACUACGGCUUUGGAGAGUGA